Messenger RNA from Tremella mesenterica DSM 1558, 1911 nucleotides. RefSeq lists its product as uncharacterized. Gene Ontology annotation, molecular function: borate efflux transmembrane transporter activity; solute:inorganic anion antiporter activity. Gene Ontology annotation, cellular component: plasma membrane; fungal-type vacuole. The transcript is spliced from 8 exons. Bases 1 to 1911 code for a protein of 636 amino acids. Gene Ontology annotation, biological process: transmembrane transport; monoatomic ion homeostasis; monoatomic anion transport. The record is from RefSeq and is a predicted model, not a curated record. NCBI's taxonomy places the organism in Eukaryota, Fungi, Basidiomycota, Tremellomycetes, Tremellales, Tremellaceae.
AUGUCUCAAAUCUCGGAUCCCCCCUUCCCCUCCCCUCAUCCAUACCCCCAUAGACCAAGGCGAGCUUCGAACCCUCCUGACCCGCCUCUGACCCUUCUUCAUCCCGGGCCAACGCGGACAACUUCACCUUGGUCAAUAUCAAACAUCGGCAGCGGUAUUCGAAAAGACAUCUCCUCACGUCUCCCAUACUACCUAUCCGACUGGACAGACGCAUGGAAUUAUCGUGUCAUCCCUUCCACAGCUUUCAUCUUCUUCGCUAACAUCUUACCUGGCUUAGCAUUCAGUUUAGACUUGAUAGAGACCACUGGGGAAUACGGAGUUCAAGAAGUGUUGUUGAGUAGUUUUAUGGCCGCUUUUGUUUUUUCGGUACUAGGAGGACAACCUUUGCUCAUCUCAGGUGUCACUGGCCCUAUAACCGUAUUCAACAAAACCAUCUAUGAUAUCUUUCACCAUCACCCUAACUUUAUCUAUCUUCAUUUCAUCGGUUGGGUCUAUCUAUGGGCUGCUAUCCUUCAUUGGAUUGCUGCUCUUCUCGGUGCUGUCCGGGGAUUGAAAUACGUCACUCGGUUCUCUUGUGAUACAUUCGGAUUUUACGUAUCGGCGGUUUACGUGCAAUAUGGUAUCCAAACUGUUACUCGACAAUUUUCUCAGUCAAGUGUGACAGCUUCGAUCUUAGGUGUUUUGUUGGCGGUGAUGACAUUGGUCUUACCACAUUAUUUCAACGCUGUGGCUGGGAGUGGGUAUACGAAUAAACAGGUGAGGAGGUUUUGUGCGGAUUAUGGAAUGCCUAUAACCAUUAUUGCUGUGACAGGGCUGGCAUACUGGGGGAGAUUUGAUCGAUUUGUACGAGAACCUUCUAUGACACUUCCCACCACCUCCCCGUCUUUUCAAGCGGUGAAAGGCCGACCAUGGCUCGUUCGCUUCUGGCAGUUGGAGGGGAAAUGGGUGGGUAUAGCAUUCCCCUUUGGUCUGGUACUUUUCAUUUUAUUUUAUUUCGAUGCUAAUGUAUCUUCACUCAUUGCUCAAGGAUCGGAAUAUCCAUUGAAAAAGCCCCCAGGAUUCCAUUGGGAUUUCUUCCUCUUAGGUGUGACUACCUUAAUCGCUGGCUUACUCGGUAUUCCCGCUCCUAACGGUCUCAUUCCCCAAGCUCCAUUACACACGGCCUCUUUGGUCGUGCUAGGCUACGAAGCUCCUUCCUCUUUCGAGCCGUCUUCAUCUUCUGGCCCUUCAGAUUCUGCAACGCCCGCUGAACAUCCAAAACACUCCCAACAAACACGGAAUGAUCUGGAAAAAGUUGAAACCGAAUCUGCUCGAAUCAACGACAUAGGUAAUAUGGAGACGGGUAUUCGAUUGCGUGUCACGAACGGUGCAUCGGGAAGCAACGAGACUUUCCAAGCAAUCGGAGGAAGAGAGGAGGAUAGAAGACAGUUACGGGAAGUACCCGUGGGUGUUGUUGAGCAGAGGGUCUCAAAUCUGGCUCAGGGAACUUUAUGCUUGAUACUCAUGACAACACCAUUUGAACAUGUGUUGGGGUUGAUACCUAAAGGUGUCAUGGCCGGUUUGUUUUGGUACAUGGGUACCGACGCUUUAUUAUCCUCAGGAAUCACCUCCAAACUUCUUUUCCUAAUUCGAGAUCGUCGAUCUACUUCCUCUGACGAUCCACUUCAUCUAGUCCGACCAUCCCGUAUAAUCCUUUUCACAUUCGUUGAACUCCUCGCGUUCGGUGCUACCUUCGCUAUAACUCAAACUAAAGGUGCUAUAGGUUUUCCUGUGAUUAUCAUGUUGCUAGUUCCUAUCAGAGUAUGGUUUGUUCCUCGUAUGGGUUUCAAGAGGGAAGAGUUAGAAGUUUUGGAUGGACCUGUAGCUAGUGAAUUCACUUUGGAGAGUGUCGGUGGGUCUUUGGGACGGUGA